ACUCCAAGUCCAACAAAGCCAACUAAAGUCCUGCCCCACUCCACACUCAUUCCCAAUUCUACUCCACUCUCUCCACUUCUUUUUUAACUGCAACUUUAUUUUCAUCUCAUUGAAUCAAUGCGCAACUGCUCCACCAAGCUGCUUCCCAAACGAAAACCCUCGGAAUCGGAUCGAUUUAAUUUGUGAUCUAGUUGGACGUGAUUGAUGGGUGGCGGAGGAGUGCAGCAGCAGCGGGAUGCGGCGGAGGAGCAGUAUGUGAAGGCUAAGACCUCCGUCUGGUGGGAUAUCGAGAACUGUCACGUGCCGAAAACGUGCGAUCCACAUGCUAUUGCGCAGAAUAUAAGCUCCGCUUUGGUGAAGAUGAACUACUGUGGCCCUGUAUCGAUAUCCGCGUAUGGGGACACCACUAGGAUCUCUUCCGGAGUUCAGCAGGCGCUUAACAGCACUGGCAUCGCGCUCAACCACGUUCCGGCUGGCGUGAAGGAUGCUAGUGAUAAGAAGAUUCUGGUGGAUAUGUUGUUUUGGGCUGUGGACAAUCCUGCACCCGGUACCUAUUUGUUAAUAUCUGGAGAUCGAGAUUUCUCAAAUGCUCUUCACCAGUUGCGUAUGCGCCGAUAUAAUAUUCUUCUAGCUCAGCCACAGAAAGCUUCUGCACCGCUUCUUGCAGCUGCAAAGAGUGUAUGGCUCUGGACUAGUCUUGUUGCAGGGGGACCGCCACUUGCAAAUGUUGAGCCUUCCCAAUUUGUUAGAAAUGGAACCGGAUAUAUAUCAAGCUCUGAAUCUUUGAACACUGAAACUGUUCAGGCAACCCAACCUAUGAGUUCUUUUCACGAAAGCGCCUAUAUGGGAAAUCCAAAAGUUACAAAUUUGGGAAGAGGAACUGACCCAAAAUAUAAAGGGAAACAAAUUCGCAGAAACUUCACUCAGCCUAAUAUGCCAAGAGCUUCAAAUACUAUGGUUGGAGUCGAAGAAGACUACAAUAAUAACAGCCUCCAACAACUGGUGUAUGGGCACCCUAUGCCAUUCAGCGAUGGUACUUACUAUCCCAAUAUUGCAACUAAUGGUCCUGGAUCAGCUUAUGUUCAUGGUAUUCCUGAUUCUUCAUGGACUAACAACAGUAACUCUCAUGGGUCUCACCAAAAUCAGUAUUCUCAGCCAGCAAAGGGAAAUUGUUUCCCAGUUGAACCUGCAUCGUUGCCAGUUGGCUCAACACUAGCUAAUCAGCAGUGGCAUCCUCCGAUUACAAUGCCAAGAUCUGAUUCACCAAACUUGAACUCUGGUAAUUCAACAUAUAUACCUGAUAUUGGCGGCUUAAGCAUGUCCGAGUACCCCAUGUACAACCACAACUCUCCUGGACCCCAACCACGAAAUGGUGGAGGGAAAAGACAUACUUCUAGUAAUUCUCCGAAUCGCACUGGCUUUAACAGUCCCCAAAAAGUAUAUAAUCCGCAGAAGAAAUCUUUCUAUCAGGAUGCAUCAGCUAACCAAUUAUCCCUUGGUAAUCAAGGGACUCCACCUCCGCCUUCUGCAGUGGAAACUGACGCCAUCUCUGAUUACAAUGUUUGGGGGACGUCUGAGUGCCCCAUGCCUUCUGAAAAUACGCAAGGUCUUAUUGGGGUGAUUCUUCUUGCUCUAAACACCCUAAAAAACGAGAAAAUUGUGCCAACAGAAGAAAACAUUACUAACUGUGUUAGAUAUGGAGAUCUCGGACAUCGGAAUACUGAUGUUAAGAAAGCUUUAACAUAUGCCGUAGAACAGCAGUUGGUGAUAAAGCAGCAGUUAGGUACCCUGCAGUUGUAUGUUGGGAAAAAUGAGAAACUUUGGCAAUGUGUAAAUCCUAUAGGCGGUAAUAUCAAUCACUUCUCAAAAGUGACAUGGGAUGAAAUUCAAAAAUUUCUUUCAUCCUCUGCUGGGCGAACUGCCAUACUCGAGACUCAAUGCAGGUAUGAGGCAGCUACAAUUAUGAAAAAGAUGUGCUUGAAAGAGAUUCCGUUAGGGGAGAUACUCCAAAUUUUGCACAUGGUAGUUAACAUGAAAAAGUGGAUUAUCUGUAAUUAUCAGUCAGGAUGGAAGCCAAUUAAGAUUACAGUAGCAGAGAUCAACCCUGAAUCAGGGUUGAUAGCUGCUACGUAGUCUCAUACAUAAGGUUGAAAUGGGAGGGAAGACAGGCCAAGAUUAUUUACAAGCUUGCAAGUGAUGUUGGUUGAUUUGCCUUAAGAAUCGGUAAUACCCGGCCUGCUGUUCCCUUCCUACACUUGGCUGCUAAUAAGCAGCCUGGGAUAGUGAAAAAUUGUAGUUAUUAUCUCUUUCUAAGAUGACUUUAAAUUGUUGUCUGCUAAAGGUUCACUUAUGCCGGAACCAUCAAGACUGUGGUAAAGCUUGCUGUGAAUCAUAAGAUCUGCCUGGAAUAUCCUGGAAUACUGAUCUCAAGUUAACCUACAUGCAUAUGAAGCUUAAGGAUGCUAUUCUCGAACCUGGCGAUAAAAUUUACCCACUGUUACUAGUAUAAGAUUCUGGUCUUGUGCCAUCUCUUGAAUAGUCAGGAAUGUUACUUGUCUGGAAGCUGCCCUCCUAUUGUGAAUGAAUCGAGUUGUUGAUUUUCCGCUCAAAUUAAGGAUUUCGGUGACUUGGCAGAAAGGGAGAACUAUGAUACCUAGAUUUGAGACAAAAGAAAUAGUUCUACAAUAACACUUGGGAGGAGCUUUUUUGGAUAUUCGUUAUAUUAGAGCUGCUUUUGGCCUCAACAGGGUUUUCUUAUCCAGCGCGGAUUCGGUUCUUCAGAAUGAAAUACAAAGGGGUUUCAAGAUUAUAUAGCACUGUGCAUUAGACUGUCAUGAUUGUUGGCUAUACAAUCCUGGAUCCAAAGAAAACAAUGGAUGUAGAAAACGUCAAGAUCUACAUAUGUAAUGUUCCUACCUCUGUCAACUAUGUAAAUAAGUAUCGCCGUCAUCUCUGCAAUGCCCAUGGCUUGGCCUAGCAGAGCCCCGAGUUGUGAAUUCGCAUGUUGCUCUCUAGUUUCAAUGGUAACAACUAACAUUUUACAUGAUAUCUCUAGUUUCUCAUGUUGUGGUUCUCGGAAAUCGAAUUUGAAGUGAGUUUUUGAAUUGUUGGGGUAUGAAACAUUGAAAUGGUUUGCUGAGUUUGUUGAA
This is a messenger RNA of Andrographis paniculata, 3149 nucleotides long. RefSeq lists its product as uncharacterized. The record is from RefSeq and is a predicted model, not a curated record. Gene Ontology annotation, molecular function: RNA nuclease activity. The transcript is spliced from 3 exons. Gene Ontology annotation, biological process: regulation of gene expression. Lineage: Eukaryota; Viridiplantae; Streptophyta; Magnoliopsida; Lamiales; Acanthaceae. Bases 205 to 2133 code for a protein of 642 amino acids. Gene Ontology annotation, cellular component: peroxisome.